CCCAAGGGACCUUUGUAUAUCAAAAUCAAAGUAGCACCUUGCGUGGUUUUUGUGCCUGUAUUGAAUAUUUAAUUAGAAUCGACCCAAGUGUAAAAGUAGCCCAGUAUUCACUGUAUUGGCAGUAACCUACUGAAGUAAACAGAAUAGAGCGGUCUCUGAGGUUUAGGCCAACAGUCGCUGUUACUUUCCUACCACGGGAUGGUAUAAGGAUACGUGGAAUAGGUAGACAUCCGGCUGUUCAUCUUAGUGCCAUGUACACCAAAAUUAAAGUGAUAACGAAGUUGUCAGUUGCCAACGAUGUGGUGAGAAGAAUAUUGAUGUUGGAUCCUCCUAUCAUUGGGGUGAGCGGCAAAGGAGUCCCAUUCAAUAACUUAGAGACAAUUACUUUGGUGACAGUCGUCACAUUGCAUGGAGAAGUUUUCAUCUUUGACAUCAGAAAGAACAGAGAUUUGAUGAUCAGCGGAGGAGUGGGUCGUGUGCUACAGUCAAAGGAAUUAAAAAAGGUACUCCACGACGGCAACGAGUUUAACCUCGCUCUUCGAAGGCAGUUUGGGGUGCGGAUACAAAACGUAUUUGACACACAGGUGGCGUACUCCCUUAUUAUGCAAACGCAAGGACUCCCGCCACGUUUUAUUCACGUGCGUGACGCUUACGUUAAGUACGGCGGCGUUAAGGAGGACAUCGACCCGGCAACUAGGCAACUGAUGUCCGAAGAUCCAAACUUUUGGUCCCGCAGACCUCUUAGUAAGGUUGCACAGCGGGUUGCAGCCAUGGACACCAUUCCUCUCUUACCAACAUUGUACGACGCCCUUAACCGGGAAAUAACCGCCGAUAUACGAGCACUUUUUGAGCACAUGAGUGAAGAUAACGUGCGCCCUCUAUCUAUGAGGAGACAGAGAACACGGACCGCCGAGAAAGCCGAAGCAGACGAGAUGCGACGAUUGCGAACCGACACAAAAAGUCCCAUUCUGAAACUAAAUAAAUCUCAAGAAAAAAUGUUACAGUAUACAGUGCCCUAUUGCGAAAGAUGAGACUUAUCAUGAACUAUUGCAAGAAUAACAUGACAUUCACUAUAAAACCUCAUAUUUGCUCAAUUUUUAUCGGUUUGGAUGUAAUGAUCUAAUAAUUUUGUUGUGCUAAGAAUUUUAACCAGCAAAUAUUUAUUGACCAGAUACAUUGUGGUCAGUUUAAGACAGGACUGAAGUUUUU
Lingula anatina is the source of this 1209-nucleotide messenger RNA. RefSeq names its product egalitarian protein homolog. The record is from RefSeq and is a predicted model, not a curated record. Gene Ontology annotation, molecular function: nucleic acid binding; 3'-5' exonuclease activity. Gene Ontology annotation, biological process: nucleobase-containing compound metabolic process. Lineage: Eukaryota; Metazoa; Brachiopoda; Lingulata; Lingulida; Lingulidae.